AUGCUGUCUGGGAGACCCGAGAAGGCAGGGACUCUGCGAGGCCUGCUGCCGGAGGUCACGCAGCGACUGCAGGACGAUGACACUGACAUCAGGACAGGGGCCCUGACUGUCCUCAGCAACAUGCUCUGCCUGGCAGAGAGGCAGACGGCUGUCCCCAUCGCUCUGCAGCUGCCCGAGACGCUCCUGCCACUCUUUGAAAACGAGUCCAGCUACGUGCGAAGGCGCUCCAUCCUCCUCUGCAGAGAUGCGAUGGAGGUUGCAGUCGGCGCCCACAAAGAGCAGAUGAGGAAGGACGUGCAGAGGAGCCUGAUGCCCCUGUUCUUCCACCUGCAUGACCAGGAUGACAGCGUGGCUCAGGCCUCUCGGGAAGCCCUCCUUGGAGCUGCCACGUUCCUGAGGCGGAGGCAGCUCAGGCAGCUGCUGGAGACAGAGCAGACAUGGAGGGUUGGCGAGUGCCUGCUCGUGGAGGACAGCAGCAGAACAGAGGAGUACCUGCACCAGAGCCUGCCAUACCUGCAGAGCCCACAGGAGCCCUUGUGCCAGGCAGCCAUCAGGUUCACUGCCCUGCAAGGCAAGGCGAAUGACAGCAGCCUCCCCGUCUCUACCCUGGCAACUCAAACACUGAUGAUCCUGGGCGCUACAGUGGAAGAGCCUCCCUCCAGAUUCCACCCACGAGCGCUGUGCUACCGGCUCCGAAGGGCAUGGAGGAGGAGAGGGAGGACCCCUGCCCCGGGAGACGGCUGGCUGGGCUGCCAGAGCUGUAUGCAGAGCUGA
This is a messenger RNA of Gavia stellata (red-throated loon), 774 nucleotides long. RefSeq lists its product as uncharacterized. Lineage: Eukaryota; Metazoa; Chordata; Aves; Gaviiformes; Gaviidae. Bases 1 to 774 code for a protein of 257 amino acids. The record is from RefSeq and is a predicted model, not a curated record. Gene Ontology annotation, cellular component: cytoplasm. The transcript has 6 exons.